CCAUAUCAAAGAGUGAUGGUACAAAAAUGAAAUUAUUGUGGAGAUAAGAGGGCAAAAGCAACACAAAACCAAACAAAAGGCAACAGAGUCCUCUCCUGUUUGUAAUUUAACGAACACACCAACACCAAGCAGGUGGCUCGACCGUUUUCUCUCUGGUUGUGGGACGCUUCUAUCGCUUUCUCGCUGUCGGAGACCGGAAUUUAAAGAGAGAGUGCCGUGUCUCCGUUUCAACUUUCGAAUAAUAACCUCUUAAAAUUAGUAUAACUCUCUCUGAAAAUUCUGUCUUUGGACACUCACUUACUCCGGCCAACCUUAGCCUACACCUAUCUCUCUUCUUGUCAGACGCCAUUCCUUAUUAAAAGUCUUUUGCUCUAGUGGGUUUUUGUUUUCUUGAAUAUACUCCUAUAGGAAAGAGAGAAUCUCGGUAUACCCAGAUGGCGUGGACAGAGAAUGAUGCUGGUAAUGUGAGAGAGAAGGAACCGAUUGGGGAUAAUGGUUUCUUGAAGGGAUCACGGCCUUCACCUGGCCCUAGUGGCUCUCGUGUUGGUUCGUCUCCAGCACAGAAGGGGUUUGAAGGGAAGGACGCACUCUCUUAUGCCAACAUUCUUCGAUCGAGAAAUAAAUUUGCUGAUGCUCUUGCUCUUUACGAGAGUGCCCUGGAGAAUGAUAGUAGAAAUGCUGAGGCUUACAUCGGAAAAGGAAUAUGCUUGCAGAUGCAGAACAUGGAAAGGCUUGCUUUUGAUAGUUUUGCUGAAGCUAUUAAGCUGGACCCAGAGAACGCGUGUGCCCUGACACAUUGUGGUAUACUGUACAAGGAUGAGGGUCGUCUGUUAGAGGCUGCUGAAUCGUAUCACAAGGCUUUGAAAGCUGAUCCUUCAUACAAGCCAGCUUCGGAGUGCCUAGCCAUUGUUUUAACAGAUCUUGGAACCAGCUUAAAGCUCUCUGGUAAUACACAAGAGGGAAUUCAGAAGUAUUAUGAUGCUCUUAAAGUAGAUCCGCACUAUGCGCCUGCAUAUUAUAACCUUGGUGUUGUAUAUUCUGAAAUGAUGCAAUAUGACACUGCCCUUAGUUGCUAUGAGAAGGCUGCAAUGGAGAGGCCCAUGUAUGCUGAAGCAUAUUGCAACAUGGGUGUCAUCUAUAAAAACAGAGGUGACUUAGAAUCAGCCAUUGCCUGUUAUGAGAGGUGUCUAGCUGUGUCACCCAACUUUGAGAUUGCAAAGAAUAAUAUGGCAAUAGCAUUGACAGAUUUAGGAACAAAAGUUAAACUUGAGGGAGAUAUCAAUCAAGGUGUGGCAUAUUACAAGAAGGCUUUGUAUUAUAACUGGCACUAUGCUGAUGCCAUGUAUAAUCUUGGUGUUGCUUAUGGUGAAAUGCUGAAGUUUGAGAUGGCAAUUGUGUUCUAUGAACUUGCUUUCAACUUCAAUCCUCAUUGUGCUGAGGCAUGCAACAACUUAGGUGUAAUAUACAAAGACCGAGACAACCUUGAUAAAGCUGUGGAGUGUUAUCAGUUAGCUUUAUCAAUCAAACCAAACUUCUCUCAGUCAUUGAACAACCUUGGUGUUGUUUACACUGUCCAGGGUAAAAUGGAUGCUGCUGCAAGCAUGAUUGAGAAAGCUAUCAUGGCAAAUCCGACAUAUGCUGAAGCAUAUAAUAACUUAGGAGUUCUUUACAGAGAUGUUGGCAAUAUAACUAUGGCAAUCAGUGCUUACGAGCAAUGCCUGGAGAUAGAUCCUGAUUCUCGCAAUGCAGGCCAGAAUCGGUUGCUUGCAAUGAACUACAUAAACGAGGGACAUGAUGAUAAGCUUUUUCAGGCUCACAGGGAAUGGGGUAGGCGCUUUAUGAGGUUGUAUCCGCAGUACACUUCGUGGGACAACCCAAAAGUUCCAGAGAGACCACUUGUGAUUGGAUAUGUAUCUCCAGAUUAUUUUACUCAUUCUGUAUCUUAUUUCAUUGAGGCCCCUCUUGUCUAUCAUGACUAUGCAAAUUAUAUGGUGGUUGUCUAUUCAGCAGUUGUGAAGUCUGAUGCAAAAACGAAUAGGUUUAGGGAGAAAGUUUUAAAAAAGGGUGGGAUGUGGAGGGAUAUAUACGGGAUUGAUGAGAAGAAGGUUGCAAGCAUGGUUAGAGAAGAUAAAGUUGACAUUUUGGUUGAACUCACUGGACAUACAGCUAACAAUAAGUUGGGAAUGAUGGCAUGCCGACCAGCACCUGUUCAGGUGACUUGGAUUGGUUACCCGAACACAACUGGCUUGCCUGCCAUUGAUUACAGAAUUACUGAUUCAUUCACUGACCCUCCUCAGACUAAACAAAAGCAUGUUGAGGAGUUGGUUCGUUUACCAGAAUGCUUCCUUUGUUACAUACCUUCUCCAGAGGCUGGGCCUGUUACUCCAACUCCUGCUCUUUCUAAUGGCUUUAUCACAUUUGGUAGCUUUAAUAAUCUGGCAAAGAUAACACCUAAGGUGUUGCAAGUUUGGGCUAGGAUACUUUGUGCAGUUCCGAACUCCCGCCUUGUGGUGAAAUGCAAGCCAUUUGGCUGUGAUAGUGUUAGACAGAGAUUCCUUGCAGUGUUGGAGCAGCUGGGGUUGGAACCACUGCGUGUCGAUCUCCUGCCUCUAAUUCUUCUUAAUCAUGAUCACAUGCAAGCAUAUUCUCUAAUGGACAUAAGCUUGGACACUUUUCCAUAUGCUGGUACAACAACAACAUGUGAAUCUUUGUACAUGGGAGUUCCUUGCAUUACUAUGGCUGGUGCUGUACAUGCUCACAAUGUUGGCGUGAGUCUUCUCAGCAAAGUUGGGUUAGGACAUUUGGUUGCCAAAAAUGAAGAGGAAUACGUUCAAUUGGCACUACAACUGGCCUCAGACAUUUCGGCUCUCUCAAACUUGAGGACGAGUCUCCGGGAACUUAUGUCUAAGUCUCCAGUCUGUGAUGGACCAAAUUUUACUCUUGGUUUAGAGACAGCAUACCGGAACAUGUGGCACAGAUACUGUAAGGGUGAUGUGCCAUCUUUAAGGCGCAUAGAACUGCUACAGCAGGGGAUUCCUGAGGAUGUACUUAUCAAGAAUUCUGAUUCAACGAGGAUUACAUCGGCAAGAGAUGGCCCUCCUGAGUCCGUUAAAGCGAAUGGAUUCAGUGCAGUCUCACCACCCACAGUCAAUCAUUCUUGUGGAGAAAACAGGAGUCAGAUAAAUAAUACUAUAAACUCAGGCAAGCUGAGCUAAAAAAAAGUUGGUGUUCUGGUGAGACAGCUGUCGAGACUGCUUGGUGUGUGCUUGAUGGAUAAAAACUCCAUGUAUAAUAUCUGUAACUGUUAUCUGCUGCUGGAUUUGAAACUAGUAUUGAUUGCCAUGGCGAUCCCAUGUUACUUUGAUCUGGAUCAAAUCUUUUGGGGGAAAGAACUGGCGAUAUCUGGCAGUUCUUUAAAGUUGGACCAGAAAGAAAUACAGUUAAUUUGGAAGAGGUGAUUAUGAGGCACCUGUAUCACAUUUUUUUUUACCUGAAUCAUAGAAAUUAAUGGUGGCGUGUAAAUUGUAAUCUUAAUUUGUUUAACCCUUUUUUUUUUUAUGAUUAUGAAAUGGUCUGGGGCAGAUCACCAUAGAAGAGGGAGUUAUGAUUUAGUUCUAGCCGUUGUGUAUGAUUGUCAGUCUGAUCUCUAACAGUGAAGAAGAUGAAAUAGAGCAAAAUAUUGAUACUGUGAUUUUACUGACC
Messenger RNA from Populus euphratica (Euphrates poplar), 3702 nucleotides. Its product is annotated as probable UDP-N-acetylglucosamine--peptide N-acetylglucosaminyltransferase SPINDLY. Bases 435 to 3215 code for a protein of 926 amino acids. Lineage: Eukaryota; Viridiplantae; Streptophyta; Magnoliopsida; Malpighiales; Salicaceae. The transcript is spliced from 18 exons. The record is from RefSeq and is a predicted model, not a curated record. Gene Ontology annotation, molecular function: protein binding.